AUGCCAAGUACAGCAUGCGCUUUGUUUGUGAUCGUUAGCGUUUUGCUAAACGUUCUCGCCGUCAAGAGCGUAAACAUCUCUGCAGGAAACUCGCAAAAGCCUCGAUCGAAUUUCUUUGCUGGCUAUGGAGCUCCACCUCAAGCUGCCUACGGUCAGGUCGCGUCUGUUCAUUCUCUACCACACGGUUACUCUCCUCAAGUUGGCCUCGAGGUGACUGCUUCACCGCCCGCUGUUUAUUCGCAACAUCAUUCGAAAAAUCCCGCAGGCGGUAAAUUCGAAAUGACAAAUCCCUUCCAGACCAACACGAUCAAUGUCCUCAUGGCUACAGUAGCCGAUGGAUGCGGUGGCAGGAUCCAGCAAGCGGGAUGUGAGCCGUCACCAACGAAUGUCGAAAGCCCUGUUGAAACGAAUGUUGAGUCGACCCGGCCAGUGGAAGAACCGAAAUACUACGGUAGUCAGCACUAUGGUUCGAGCCCAUAUGCUGGGCAUGUUCCUCAACAGAACAUCCAACCUUCUCAGGCAAAGCCAUCCGUGGUAUCGAUGCAGAUUUUUCCGGCGACCGAACAGCAGUAUACGGCCAUGAAACCGCACCAGCCGCAG
Molecule: messenger RNA, 600 nt
Organism: Soboliphyme baturini
Lineage: Eukaryota; Metazoa; Nematoda; Enoplea; Dioctophymatida; Soboliphymatidae
Source: the annotation of a GenBank genome assembly